Messenger RNA from Ilyonectria robusta, 3764 nucleotides. RefSeq lists its product as uncharacterized. Lineage: Eukaryota; Fungi; Ascomycota; Sordariomycetes; Hypocreales; Nectriaceae. The record is from RefSeq and is a predicted model, not a curated record. The transcript has a single exon. Bases 62 to 3352 code for a protein of 1096 amino acids.
CAAAAACAUCUCACUGAGUGCCAUACGCUGCGGCCCCUAAAUACAACUUUCAAGAGAAUUCAUGCGUAACAGCAUGUCGACUUCGAGAAGAAUGCUGUGGGGACGUUUCCGAGGGAAGGCAGCUGAAACCGAUACCACAGCUGAACGCUUCUCGGAGCGCGGCGUCAAUCCAAACGACGACCCAAGCAUCUCAUCACAAGACUCUGGUUAUGGCUCUGUUGAAUCUACGACACACAGUGACGGAUGCCUGGCAAUCAAAUCUCCCGAUUCAUUGUCCAUUCAGCCCGAUAUGAACAUGGUCUCCGCCCUGGGUCACCAAAACUCCUCCACAGGCAUUAAUACGUCGGUCGAAGAGGCUUCGACCAGGUCAGACACGAUGAACGGCGAUAACAUCAAAGCUCCGCACCUAGCAACAGCACCAAAGUCGAAGCCGACGAUUAAUGCCGAAACACAUCGAGCAGUUCGGGAGAUAGCCAGCGCGUUCAAGAAGAACUUUGGCGGGCCCUUGCUUCAUCAUCUCAACUCGCGCAAGAAGACUAGCAAGGGCCUCUCUACUCAAGCCGUAGCGAUUUUUCCGAAAUUGGCUUGGAGCGAGACCAGCGGGAGCAUCGAGGUUGAUAUCAUCGUCCAAUGCCACCCUUCAGUCGAAUCACAUGUACAACAGUUCAUGAAAGACAACCAUGAAGCCGUCGAGACGUCGUUUCAAUUCGCACAGCAACAUCUGUGUGUAAAGACCCGAGUUGUGGGGUGCGAGAUCAACUUCUUGUCGUUCGCGUAUUGGCCAGAGAGUGGGAAACGCGAUGACAGGUUGAAAGUCUGUGGAAACCUCAUGUUGGUGGAAAAAACAAGCAGCGGGUUCGCGAAAUGCACCCUCGGCGGCAUGCUCUCCAUCGGCGCUUUGGAUGAUAGCAGCAUCUCCUGGUUUGGCGUCACGACUGCCCAUGGGCUUUACAGCAGCUUAGAGUCAAACGAACAGCCUACCGAAGCUGCCAAGGUGAAUCUAUCGACGCCUGCCUUGACGUCUAAAGCCCUAGCGCUCAUCGACAAAGUCUGCCUAUGGAUCGACCAGCAGGUGGGAGACGAUGCUGAACAGCAGGUUAAACCCGACAAUUACGCUUCAGAUGCUCUGGGAAUCAUGCAAAACUGCAAAACCAUCACCAAAAAGCUCGCAAGGUUGACUGUGCAGGGUGACCUUCGUCGAGACCUACGAUACGCCAUCCAAGGCAAAGUUCGCCACACACUCAAGUCGUGCUUGUCAGAGCUGGAAUCAAUGCUGGGAAGAUACCCAACCGCAAGUAUGCAGCUGUCUCCGUCCAAAUACUACCCACUUCGCGCUUUAAAGGAUGUUGAGACAUCGCUAUCAGCGGGUUUAUAUUCUGCAACGGCGGCGUCUAUUGUGCCUUCUUCUAUCUCACCUGAACUCUCCAAAUCCUCCUCCCCGACAGACUUCUUUGGAGAGGUGUACGUCACGUCUUCAGAGCAGACCGACGUCCCCGAACAAGGACUUUGCAACCUAGGAAACUUGGAUUGGGCAUUAAUCCAAAGCUUUGAGCCCAAUGGUCUAGGUGGAAUCGCUGGAACUGAGUCUGGUCUUCUUCAGCCAUCCAAUCAGGGAAAUUUUGGCGUCUUUGAGCCAAGUAGCUCGGUCUCCGAUGUCGACACAAGCCGGAGAGUAAUGAUCAUCAACGAGCGCCAAGGCUACCCAGAGGCCGAAAUAUCAUUCCAGGUUGCCUUCAUUUGUGUCCCACCGAGCUCUGAACUUGUCGAGGUCCUGGUAUAUACCACCAGUGCUCCACCAUGCCUGCCACCUAAGAUAGGGCAGCAAGACUUCGUCCCGGGGGAUAGCGGGAGUUGGGCGGUUAGUAUCAAUGAAUUGGGAGAUAAGAGAGUCCACGGUCAGCUCAUCGGGACCAACUGCCUCGGUGAGGGCUUAUUGAUGCCGAUGGACAAGAUCCUUGAUGAUAUUGCCGCCAAGCUACAACCGAUGUUGGGUGAUGCAUUGCCCACCAUUAAGCUUCAUUUACCCCUGAUACCUCUCAACCUUGAUUUAUUUUCCAAGUCCGGUGAGACGGACCUGGAGAUACGCAAAAUGCCUAAAGAGGGUCAUUUCGUGGCGUGGAACCUCAUGAGGCUCAGUUGGGAGACGGCAAGAGCGCAGUGGAGGAUCUUGGCACAACCUCAUGACGGCCAAGAAAUAGAACAGUGGAAAGAGGAGGAAAGAGAAUGGGAGGAUCAAUUCGAAGAAUGGAAGGUUGCCCCCCACUCGAGCCCUUCAAUCUCCAUGGAAUGGUUCAAGAAAUGGGAACGGCGACAACGACUGUGGGCCAUCUCACUCCGCUACUGGACUCUCCGCAAACAAAGCUCUCCCAUCAACGACCAGGAUUUUCAACAAGAUCUGAUGGAGAUAAUUCGAGAAGAGGAAAACACCUCCCUGAUUGAACCAACGCAUGGUCUCGAUUCACUCUCGCGACAGCUCGGUUCGCUCGGCCAAUCUCAUAGCAGCAAGGCGACUAGCAGCUACCAAUCACUAUGGUCGCAUGCUGCGAGUCUAGCUACAGCUUCCAGCAGUGUUUUCGACAACUCGGAGCUGAUUCUCAAUAAACCGGAGGGAAAACAUAUCGUGUCCCCAUUGCUGGGCCCUAUGGCCAAGGCCGCGACGCCAUUUGCAACCCCUUCGCACAGGCAGCAGACAUCUCCGAGCGAUCGUGAUAACAGCGACCAGAGCAACCCGCUCGGUUCGAUUAUCUCAUAUAAACCAGAGUUCUUAGCCUUGAAGGAGGAGGAAGAGGAGUGGGAGGACUCCUAUCUGCCAAAAGAUCACCCAGCACCGCCACCCAACCCCGGAAACGAACGCCAGCCGAGUCGAUCAUCCCAAUCCAAGAUCCCUGUUAGAGUCCCACGUUCAGAAUCCAACCCUGAAUCGCCCAACGUACACAACGACAAUACACAACCUGAGGAGAGGCUCCAGCAGCUUUUGAAAAAUGAAACGACUAAAAGAGAGGAGGUAGAAAAGGAGAGGGACAACGCACUGGAGGAGAGGGACAACGCACUGUUAUCUCAUAGCGAGCAACUCGAAAUCAACUCUAAUCUUUUCAAGCUCACCGACGGAGCAGAUGCCGAUAUGAAGAAGUUGAGAAACGAGAAGGAAGCGUCGCAGGCCCAAGUAAGGAUACUUGAAGAAGCGAAUCGAAGCCUACAAGGCGAGGCAAGCCUUGCUAGAAACCAAGCGCAGAAGCUCCAACACCAGACGCAACAACUACAAGAACAAGUCAAUAACUCUGAGCACGUCAUAAGGACGCUUGAAGAAGCGAUUCGAGGGCUACAAGACGAGUCAGGCGUUGCUAGAAACUAAGUGCAGGAUCUCCAACACCAGAACAGGACAUUGGUACUCCGCUUUGCUUCACAGACAAGAUCUUUGCUAUGGAUCAUCAAUUGUCUUAUCAAUCCACGAACCUCAACGCCACGAGGGAUUGUUCAAAUUCCAAGGCGGAUUGGAUGGACCAGCGAGGGUAUCGAACAAGUGGAAACACAUCUCCUGCCCGCCCCACAGCAUCUUUCAAGGAACACCUCCGGAAAUGAUAUUCACUCGUUUUAUGUUGAAGUGUUGAUCGUAUCAACCGGGCCCAGUGGCGCAAGUCACGGCGCAAGUCACAUCGCGAACCACGGCACCGAGCGAGUCGUAGUGGCGAGGCCAGGGCGUCAAAAAUGGCUGUGGUUGCAAAAGAUGGCGAGAGGUAAGCUUCCCCAUUUGCGUUACCCAACAG